Molecule: messenger RNA, 1557 nt
Organism: Moesziomyces aphidis
Lineage: Eukaryota; Fungi; Basidiomycota; Ustilaginomycetes; Ustilaginales; Ustilaginaceae
Source: the annotation of a GenBank genome assembly
AUGUCACAUCCCGCCUGCAUGCGCAUCAUCGCCUCUCGUGACGGCACGCACAUGCUCUGCCAUCCCGCUUCGUUGCGCAACCGCGUUUUCAGCCAUGCGCCGCCACUCCAAGCCGCCAUGCACGGUUCCCUCCGCUCGCUCCGACUGGAGCUUGCUGCACACCACUGGAGUGCAAGUCGAAAGCUGCGCUUAUCACCCGCAGCCAGAGGCGUGAAUGCUCUGCACAGAUUGCAGUUCCCGCGCACCUUUGCCUUGGCUCGCCCUGCCAAGGCCUGUGCUCCCGGCUCUCGCAGGUCUGGAAUGUGGGGGACACCAGACCCUGCGCUGCAGCCUCAGCAUGCUAUGCUACUGUAUGCUCCGCCAAUCGUCGUCGCGGCUGGUCAAAAUCAUCUCAUCUCCGACUCCGACUCUAUCUCGGCUCCAGUGUUUUUGGUACAGCGCACAUCACCAUCCGCCACUCAAGUCAGUCAACGGGCGGCGCCCAAAUUGCAGAAUCCACCCGAUGAUCGCUUUUGUUCAUGCAGCUACCACCCAGGCGCGCCCGUCUUUCACGAAGGUCUCAAAUCAUGGUCGUGUUGCAAGGACACCAACAAGCCCGUCAUGGAGUUUGACCAGUUCCUCGCCAUCCCCGGCUGCAACUCUGCCGACGCACACUCGACAGAAAAGCAAACCGUCCCUACCGUCAAGAACGGCGCGGUGGUCGCAGAUGCAGACGCCUCCGCGCCAGCCGGCUCCAUCUCGGACGUCCAUCUCGUCUCCAAGGACGCAGAUGGCAAAGAAACAUUCGGCAAGGACACUGCCGCUACCACCGCCUCCGACAUCGUUCAGCCCUUGUCUGGGAUGUCGUUGCUUGCCGCACAAAACGCUGCGCAAGCUUCCAGCACCGCUGCCAAGGCGCAAGCGCCCAAAGAGCCUGUCGAGGAGGAGGACCCUGUCGAGUCGGACGCGAAUCUGCCCGCUGGUCUCACUUGCAAGCGAGGCGGAUGCGGCUUCAAGUUCGAAGGCGGUUCGCGAGACCGCAGCAGCGAGACUUGCAACCACCACAAGGGCACCCCCAUCUUCCACGAGGGCUCCAAAGGCUGGUCGUGCUGCAAACGAAGAGUGCUCGACUUUGACGACUUCCUCAAGAUCGAGCCUUGCUCAACUGCCAAGUCCGGUCACCUCUUUGUAGGCGCGCCCAAGACCGAUGCCGGCGCCGGCAGUGAAGAGAGUGUCGACUGCAGGAUGGAUCAUUACGAGACGCCCAACGACGUCCGUCUCACCGUCUACGCCAAGGCUGUUGAUGCAGGUCAGAGCUCGAUCGAAUUUCAAGAACAAGGCGUCGUCUUCUCCCUGCUCCUGCCUCCAGCACCAGGCUCGACUCGCCCGCGACGAUUCCGCAAGGUCCUCACGCCGUUUGCUCCCAUCGUGCCCGCAGAGUCGUCCUUCAACAUCACCAAGUUCAAGGUCGACCUUGUCCUCGCCAAGCACGCAAAGGGCCAGAGCUGGCCUUGCCUCGAGAGCGGUGACCGCGUCGUCGGCUACGGCCUCACCUUCGGCCGCGACAAGGACAAGUGA